Cajanus cajan (pigeon pea) is the source of this 1027-nucleotide messenger RNA. RefSeq names its product V-type proton ATPase 16 kDa proteolipid subunit. Gene Ontology annotation, cellular component: proton-transporting V-type ATPase, V0 domain. Gene Ontology annotation, biological process: proton transmembrane transport. Gene Ontology annotation, molecular function: proton-transporting ATPase activity, rotational mechanism. The record is from RefSeq and is a predicted model, not a curated record. NCBI's taxonomy places the organism in Eukaryota, Viridiplantae, Streptophyta, Magnoliopsida, Fabales, Fabaceae.
CAUUGGGCAAAAGGCGAAAAGGCAGAGAAGAAGAAAGAAGUAAAAAAGAAAAGAGAGAGAGAGAGAGAGGAAGUAGCGAUCAGAGAGCAACCGCCACAGAUCUCCGUUUCCCACCAACCAAACAAACGAAAAAUGGCUGCCUUCAGCGGCGACGAAACCGCUCCUUUCUUCGGGUUCCUGGGAGCCGCGGCGGCCCUGGUGUUCUCCUGCAUGGGAGCGGCGUACGGCACGGCGAAGAGCGGCGUCGGGGUGGCGUCGAUGGGCGUGAUGAGGCCGGAGCUGGUGAUGAAGUCGAUCGUGCCGGUUGUGAUGGCUGGUGUGUUGGGUAUCUACGGUUUGAUCAUUGCGGUUAUCAUCAGCACUGGGAUUAACCCUAAGGCCAAAUCGUAUUACCUCUUCGACGGUUACGCGCACCUCUCUUCGGGCCUCGCCUGUGGCCUCGCUGGCCUCUCCGCUGGCAUGGCCAUCGGCAUCGUCGGCGAUGCCGGUGUUAGAGCAAAUGCUCAGCAGCCAAAGCUUUUUGUUGGAAUGAUUCUCAUUCUCAUUUUUGCUGAGGCAUUGGCAUUAUACGGUCUCAUUGUUGGCAUCAUCCUUUCUUCCCGUGCUGGUCAAUCCAGGGCUGAUUAAUAUAAAGUUUCCUGUCGGAUGUGGUGGUACACGGCCACAGAUUGUGAAUGUUACUGCAGAGUCGAGGUGGUUAAUGUUAGCUCACAGACUGCUGCUUUGGCUUGCUCAUGUGAUUCUAUUUAUGUUCGUGUUAUAAAAUUGAGGCUAUCCAGAAAUAAAGUCCGUCAAACUCUUCUUAGCCCCUCAUUAUUUUAAUUAUUUGCUCAGUCCAUACUAGAGUAGAGAUCUGCAUAAUAAGGCAGAUGUAUGUUUAGAUUCCAUUUCUUUAGUAUUGUUCUCUACUCUUCAAAACACUCCCCACCUACCCCUAAAUCUAUUCUUAUUUGAUUUCAUGGAGAUAUGAUUUGUCGAUAUGACUUCCUUUAUAUCAUUUUAAUCAACAAGAUAGUAUUCUUGCUCC